This is a messenger RNA of Frieseomelitta varia, 1056 nucleotides long. RefSeq names its product anamorsin homolog (gene CIAPIN1). Gene Ontology annotation, biological process: iron-sulfur cluster assembly. NCBI's taxonomy places the organism in Eukaryota, Metazoa, Arthropoda, Insecta, Hymenoptera, Apidae. The record is from RefSeq and is a predicted model, not a curated record. The transcript has 6 exons. The coding region runs from base 108 to 935 and encodes 275 amino acids. Gene Ontology annotation, cellular component: cytoplasm. Gene Ontology annotation, molecular function: iron-sulfur cluster binding.
UGUUUCAUUAAAUCAUGCAAUCAGCUGAAUACUACAUUGCAUGAGAAUUGCAUCUUGGAUAGCUUUUUACGUCUUUUGCUUAUAAAAAAAAAAAAAAAGAAAAAAAAAUGACUUUCCUCAAAGAAAAUAGCAGUGUUCUAGUGGUCCUAGAUAGUGAAACUUCAAGUAAUGACAUUACAGACUUUGCGAGUGAAAUUAAAAAACAUCUUAACAGUGCUGAACAAUUAACAACUAUAUCAACCAAGGAAUUGAAUAAAUGUAUUAAUUCUUCUUCCUAUGAUGCAAUUAUUUCUAUUUUUAAACAAUUGUGUCCAAAUCUUGAACUGCUUCUAGAAGAAUCUCUCCGAAUGUUGAAACCAGGAGGAAUAUUGAUUAUUUAUGAGUCAGUCCAAGAAAAGGAAAAUGCACAGUCUGUUUACGAUAAAAGGGUGUCUAACUUGAAAUUGACUGGUUUCAAGGUGAAAGAGCAAGAAAGUUUCGAUACAAAACAGUUGAAAGGUCUUCUACUUAAUAUAUACAAUAAUAUAGAUAAUAUUUGUGAAGUAGUAGCGGAAAAACCUUCCUUUGAAAUUGGUUCUAGUGUAACACUUAAUUUGAGUGAAAAGAAAUCUAAUGUAUGGAAACUAGACACUUCUGUUGAUGAAGAAUUAAUCAAUGAAGAUGAUCUUUUAGAUGAAAAUGAUAUUAUUAAGCCUGUAACCAACUUAAGAGUAUGUAGUACAACGGGUAAACGAAAAGCUUGCAAAGAUUGUACUUGUGGCUUAGCUGAAGAAUUAAGUGGGAAAAUUGCACCUGAGGAAACUGCAAAGUCUUCAUGUGGAAAUUGUUAUCUUGGGGAUGCAUUUCGAUGUGCUAGUUGUCCAUAUCUUGGUAUGCCUGCAUUUAAACCUGGUGAAAAAGUAAUUUUACCUGAAAGUCAGUUAAAAGCAGACUAAUGAAGUAUUUGUAUUUUUUUAUUUUAUUCAUCUUUCCUAAAUUUGUGAAAAUACUAUUGCAUAUAUACAGAAAUUUAACAGGAUGUAGCAUAAAAAUUAUACAAUAAAAAUAUAAAACAAA